Messenger RNA from Paramormyrops kingsleyae, 4937 nucleotides. RefSeq names its product shaker-related potassium channel tsha2-like. Gene Ontology annotation, biological process: potassium ion transmembrane transport; action potential; protein homooligomerization. NCBI's taxonomy places the organism in Eukaryota, Metazoa, Chordata, Actinopteri, Osteoglossiformes, Mormyridae. Gene Ontology annotation, cellular component: membrane; voltage-gated potassium channel complex. The record is from RefSeq and is a predicted model, not a curated record. Gene Ontology annotation, molecular function: protein binding; delayed rectifier potassium channel activity.
GAGAAUGGUGACAUAUGUAGGUUAUCUGGUUGUUCCAGGACAUUGCUCACUCCUCACAGGCGUCUUCUCUGAGUGACGAGACAGAGGCUACAGCAAUACAGUUCACAUGCUAAAACAUCAGGAUCGGUACCCGUACGGCCCCGUCUCAUUUCCUUGCCCCAUUUGGCCAGUUCCCGCUGGCCGUCCCGUUUGCUGUUACCCUAGUGUGAUUCCCUACUCCCUGCACUGCUGUGUAGUUCAGCAGGUUGAGUGUGUGGCUCGGGAGCUGCUAUCCCUCCUGUCAUGAGUCUGCGGCUGACCUGGGCCCUGCCUCACCUUUCUGUUAUGUUUUGGUUUUAUUUUAUCCCCUGUGGCCUGUACUACGAAGCAGGGUUACUGGCUUAUCGAGGUAACUUGUUGGAUUUAAGGUAGUCUGGGCAAAAUGUAAGUGAACGAAUAUGGAGUCCAUUUAAACUGUGGUACCUUAAAUCCAACAAGUUACCCCGAUAAGCCAGUAACCCCGCUUCGUAUUACAGGCCACAGGUGUCUGUAUGGUUAUGUUAUGUCUUGUUUUUGGUUACCCUGCCCGUGCCUUGUCUAUGUUCUGUUUUAUGUUCCUUGAUCUCUCCUCGUGUUGAUAGCCCUCACUGUUUCUACCUGUUUCCUAGUCUCGAUUGCCUGUUAAUUGGAAAUUUACCCCACCUGUUCCUUGUUGCCCCGAAUCUUUAGUGAGGGGUUGAUCACCUGUCCUGCAUCGUGACUUGACAGCAGCGUUUCCUUAGUGGUUCAUGGUGAUCAUGGUGUUUCCUUCUGUUGCUGUGUGAUUAUUAGUUGUAGUUGCCCUGUGUUGCUCCCUGCCCUAGUUUAGUUUUGACCCCUCGUGGUCCCUCUGUGAAGCCGCUGUGUGCAUCAUCUCUCCUUCACCUGCCGUAACACUAAAAUAUUUUGUGAGCUGCAGUACAGGUUGGUUUAGUUAUGAAACCUAAAGAACAAACAGCAGCUGUAAAUCUGCCUUAUUGGCAGAUCGUUACCGCAUAUUACAGUUACUUUGAAAUCCUUUAUAAUAUGGUGGUUGUAAAUAAAUAUCGUAACCAUGUUUGUGUGUAUUAAAUAAGUGCAUACAAAGUGUUAAGCGACCUGUAAAGCACAAAUAUGCUUACAGGUAGCGAGAUUACCUGCUUUCACUAUUAAUGACAGUUAAGUUACAGUUAAGCACUUUGUGUGAUCCAGUUGCUAUUCAGGCAAAUAUGCUUUUCCCACUACACGUAAUAAGGCUUUUUAUCUGGGUAUAGUAUAAAACAAUUUUUUGAUUUUAAUGUUAUUCUACAUAUAGUGAAUGAAGAGAACAUCGCGAUACAUGAAAGUUAAAAGUACCUAUACUAAGUUAUAGGUGUACAUACUUAUAAGAAGUGGUUUAGGUAUAGUUAAGAAGAAGCGUUGCUCCUAACGAAACAAGUGUCCAACCAGCCCUCCACCCUUGAGCAUCUGUAAUGUUCUGAAUUACAGAGUCGAUUACAAGGCAUUCAGCAGGGACAAGGCCAAUGAAUACCGAAAAGGAAAAUUUGUUUUCUGAAUGAAGUAGUACGUCCCCAAGCGGCAGAAACGUCCUCUUUUUUUUCUUCCUCCAUUUUCCCCCCAAGCCAUUCCAUGGGAAAAGAAAUUUUCCUUAAGUCCUUGGAGAAAUUGUGCUAUUUUAAGGGUUUACGUCAUACAUUUACGAUUCGGCCUUUAAUUCUCUCCACUGCAUUCCCCUAAAACGGUCAGGCUUUUAAUAUGCCUUUCUUAUUAAGGCAAAUACCGACAUUCUGAACACAGUCAUAUAUGUCAGUUAAUUUCUUUAGAAUUUAAAAUUCAAUUUAGCGUUUAAUGAUUAAGGGUCUUUACUUAAUAAAAGAAUCGCAAGUGAAGUGGUAUUAGGAGCUGCAAUAUGGUGUUUUCUUGGUUUAUAUGUCGUGACAGCCAUAUAGGAGUGUUCAAUGUUUGCCUUUAGGGUAUGAUCGCGGUGGAUUUGGUAAUAACACAAUUCAAGUAACUUAUUUCACUUGCGUCGUAGGAUUCUGCAAGAAAAUAGACACAAUGAUAAGCACACGGAGGACCGAAACGAAAGCGAAGAGUGUCCUGCAUGCGAGAGAGCGUCCACACGUCAGCCCACUUGGGGAGGGCACUGCUGCUUAAAAUGCUGUGAAUGUGACAGCCAAUAGUCCAGACUGCCAGCGUGAAGAAGGUGAUGGGAUAAUCCAAGCGAACCUGCAGAGAAAAUGAGAGCACAGACAUUGUGCCCGCAGAAGGAAGACGGACACCGGUAAGGGAAGGCGCAAACGGAAACGGGCGCUCUCCUCUACAAGUGACUGACCGAUUCUCCGAGACAUCCAGGGCACACACCGACAGGGGAGAAACCGAGAUCGGACCGUGGUUCCAGUGCCAUUACCCUCCAGGGGGGAAAGAUGACAGUGGUGCCCUCAGAUAAUCUGGAUGAGACUGUGGCACUUGCAGCCCUGUCCCAAGAUGUCUAUGAUCCCGAACAGGCGGACCAAGAAUGCUGCGAGAGGGUGGUCAUCAACAUUUCCGGGCUACGCUUCGAGACUCAACUUAAAACCCUUGCCCAGUUCCCCAACACCUUGCUGGGGGACCCGAGAAAAAGAAUGCGUUUUUUUGAUCCACUAAGAAAUGAAUACUUCUUUGACAGGAAUCGACCGAGCUUUGAUGCCAUCCUCUAUUAUUACCAAUCUGGAGGACGGCUUAGAAGACCCGUGAACGUACCCGUGGACAUAUUUAUGGAGGAAAUUAAAUUCUACGAAUUGGGAGAGGAAGUCAUCGAAAAUUUCAAGGAAGACGAAGGGUUCAUCAAAGAAGAAGAACGUCCUUUGCCAGAAAACGAAUUUCAGCGUCAGGUCUGGCUCUUGUUUGAAUAUCCCGAGAGCUCAGGACCAGCCAGGGGAAUUGCAAUAAUUUCUGUUCUUGUGAUCUUGAUUUCAAUUGUGAUUUUCUGCUUGGAAACCCUGCCGGAGUUCAGGGAGGAAAACAGAUAUCCCGAGGAUUUCCUUCAUGUGAACGGGACUACUCACAUGAAGAAGCCAAAUCCGUUCACAGACCCUUUCUUCAUAGUUGAAACACUGUGCAUCAUCUGGUUUUCUUUCGAGCUGUUGGUGAGGUUCUUUGCCUGCCCUAGCAAGCCCGCCUUCUUCAAAAACAUUAUGAAUACCAUCGAUAUAGUGGCAAUUAUGCCCUAUUUCAUCACGCUAGGUUUGGAGCUCGCAGAACAUCAAGGGAACGGGCAACAAGCGAUGUCGUUGGCAAUACUGAGGGUGAUCCGUCUGGUGCGUGUCUUUAGGAUCUUCAAGCUCUCCAGGCACUCGAAGGGUCUGCAGAUCCUUGGAAAGACGCUCCAGGCUAGCAUGAGAGAACUGGGUCUCUUGAUAUUCUUCCUUUUCAUCGGGGUCAUCUUGUUUUCAAGCGCGGUGUACUUUGCUGAGACCGAUGACCCAGAGUCGGGAUUCAGCAGUAUUCCCGAUGCUUUCUGGUGGGCUGUGGUGUCCAUGACUACUGUGGGCUACGGGGACAUGUGCCCAGUCACAAUCGGUGGCAAAAUAGUCGGUUCGUUGUGUGCCAUCGCCGGUGUGCUUACCAUCGCGCUGCCCGUCCCUGUGAUCGUCUCAAAUUUCAACUAUUUCUACCACAGAGAGACGGAGCACGAGGAGCAAUUUGAGUACACGCAUGUAACAUGUGGACAGCAGCAGCCCUCGUUUGGAGAAUUCAAAAAGAGUGACAGCAAGCCUUCCCUUGCGAAAUCCGACUACCUGGAUUCAGACGAUUACGAGGCAUUCAAAUAUACAAACUGUAGCCCAAACAAAGUGUACACGGGCAAGCUGACUGAUGUAUGAUUGUUCAGCACAGCAGAAAUGAAGUAGAGAAACGUGCGUUUCUUUCAACGGUGACGAACCCAAAAGCUGAGUGGUAUUUCUGUGAGAAACCCACUCCACCAUGACACCCCCAGUUCCGAGUUCCUAAUAAACCGUUCUAGACAGAAGUUUAGAUUUAAACUGUCAUUUAUAGGGACACAGAGUAAUUUACGCAUUAGCUUAAAGAUUUGGUCGACCGGUAGUGAGUGCAAUUUUUUCCUGUUUUUAAGUAAGUUUUUCUUUUUUUCAAUGAUCUGAAUCACAACUUCAUUUCUGAAACGCUACUUUUUAAACAUUGUUAAAUGUGAAAGCUUUUCAGAACGACCUAGCAGACAGGCAGUUCAUAUCGACCCUGUCAAGGUCUGUUAUUUGAAUGCUACUGUCGCCGUUUCGGAAAUGAAGUACCACUCGCGUGGGUCACAAACGCCCCGUCGGUUACCUGGGAUACUGUUAGCUAUAGUGCUGUUUUACUUCAGUCGAGGAGAUGGCCGGAGUAGAUGUCCGGAAUAUGCCGUAGUUUUUAGUGUCACCUGUGCCACCCUGUGCAUCCUGUGCGCUCCAGCCCGCCACGUGACUCAGCUCCGUGUUGCUGCCCUUCCGUAACCCGGGGGUUCUGCGCACGCGACAGUGCUCCCGUCCCCGUGGCGACCCGCUAACAGCUUAUACCUGUAAUGUAACAAGAGCGACGUCUCUGUGUGUCUCGCAGGUGUCAGUUUGUCUGAAGUCCUCCAACAGUGUCUUCUAUCCUGUGAUAUUAACUUGACGGAUUUUUUUUUAGUUACAGUACGUAACCUGUGUGGUUAAAUUAACAAUAAUUAAUGAUAAUGGCGUCUUCAUAGGCAGUAAAUUGCAAAUUUAUAUAUGUAUGUACUGCUGACAUGCAUAUACGUGUUUAAACAAUGGAGGCAUUAGUAAUACUAGAUGUGACAAAUUGAAAAUGUGGCCUUUUGUCUUUCGUCGUACUGAGAUGUAUAUUAUCUGUACUGUUCACGCGCACAUAUAUAAACAAAUAUAUAAAAUAAUGAUAUGUUUAUACACCUGAUGUCUAAUGAAUAAACA